AUGAUGUUUCGACGCAACCGUGGGACGAUAUUAAAGAACUGUACGACCCCAAUGACAUGUGGAAAAAAAUGGAAAGAAUUAUUCCUAAGUGUUUGUGAUAAACACGCCCCUGUGAAAACUAAACGCACCCGUCCCACCAAGUCUCCUUAGAUUACAACAAAUUUGAAAAAACGCGAAUGAAUUUCAGAAACCGGCUAAAGAAAAAAGCUGUUAAAACUAAUUUAAGAAUGCGUCCUCUUGGAAUCGAUUCCGGAAGGUCAAAAAUAAAGUAAAUCAGGAAAUCAAGGCUGCUAAAAAGGCCUAUUAUAAUAAUUCUUUUAAUAAUUAUGUCGGUGAUCAACGUAAGACCUGGAAGACCAUCAAUGAAUCGACUUCCCGCAAAUCUAAUAAAACAAUAAUAAAUGAAAUACAAUAUCAGGGACUAAAAUCGAGCAAUCAAGCAGAAGUUGCUGAAUUGUUGAACACUUUCUUCAUUGAGAUUGGACCAAGGCUUAGUCGAAAUGUUUCGAAUGUUGAUACCACCUACAAAGAGUUUCUUUGUGGAACUUCUAAGGAGUUUGUCUUCAAGGAAAUACAUCUGCUCAUAUUUAUUCUCUCCUUUCAAAACUUUGUAAAUCAAAGGCCACUGGAUUAGAUAGUAUAUCAGCUAAAUUAUUAAGGGAGUGCCCUGAUCUAAUUGCCGAGUCUCUUACUUUAAUAUUUAAUCAAUCACUGUUGACAGGAAUUUUUCCCGAUGAGUGGAAGUCGGCUAGGGUUACUCCAUUGUAUAAAAAUUCUGGUAAACGAAAUGAUCCCACCAAUUAUCGACCAAUAUCGGUGAUCCCAGUCGUGGCCAAAGUAUUUGAACGGGUAGUCUACGACCAGUUGUAUCACUAUCUUACUGAGAAUCGUAUUCUAUCCCGUUACCAAUCUGGUUUUCGUUCUUUGCGUUCUACUGUAACCGCAUUACUCGAAGCUACCGAUAGCUGGGCAGUGAACGUUGAUCCUGACCUUGUCAAUGCCCUUGUCUUCUUAGACUUAAAAAAGGCUUUCGACACAGUUGAUCAUCAUAUCUUAUUAACGAAAUUACAAUAUUAUGGAUUACGCGGUUCCUGUCACGAAUGGUUUACUUCGUAUUUAAACAAUCGUACCCAAACUUGCCAAAUUAAUUGCUCAAUGUCAAACUCAAAAUUAGUUACAUGUGGUGUUCCCCAGGGAACAAUUCUUGGACCUUUGUUGUUUUUACUGUAUAUUAAUGACCUACCUAAUUGCUUGCAUUUUUCACAACCUAGAAUGUAUGCCGAUGACACCAGCCUAACCUAUGCCAGCGCAGAUUUAAAACUCAUAAAUAGGGACCUUCAGCAUCGACGACGAAAUGGGACGACGACGCCGACCGGAAGUGAAAUUUUCCCGCGCGAACCUUCUAGGCAUGCGUGAGGUUGUCAAAACGUCGUCCAGCCUUCGUCGACGACGUAAUUCAGGGAGGUUUGCCUUCGUCGCUAAAACGUAAGUAUAAAACUAUACUUUUUGCGUGUAAAUCAGUCUUUCCCCCUCUUGUCAUUCAGUACAAGUAGAAAUAUAUUCUUUGUGGUUUAGCAGAAUCCAAAUGUUAAACACUUUGUCGGUUUCUUCGCCUGCUAACUGGAAUUUAUUUUUCAGGUUCGGUUUGUUUGAAAACCUGAGUGAUGGCGGAACAACAAGUCGGACAGACAAGUAAGCUUUGCUCUGCUAUCUUCCGAACCUUUUAGAUUAGCUGCUGUUCGUUCCCUUACGGUCCUAUGUUCACUCAUGCAUUCUAGGUUGUGCUAUAGGAUAAAUGUUCAUUUUUUCGUACUAAGAUUUAAUAAUUUCCCAUGUUGUCUUUAGCCGCUAUUAAAGGCAACUAUUUUCCAGUGGACUCAGCUGGAACAUGAUGUGGUUAUGAGGAGCCCUGAGAGAGGACAAAUAUGGGAGAACAUUGUAGCAGCACUGAAUUCUCUUCAGCAGCCGAAAUUUAGCUUAACUGCAAGUCAAGAGCUGUUCGAGAUCGGUAUACAGGUUUAAUUUCAUUUCAAAACAAAAACAACAGCUGCGCGACGAAGAGAAAGCCUCCACAAUCAAAUAAUCCAGGUCCUAAAGAACAAUGAAUUCGCCAUCGUCGAUUAAACCAUCUUCAUACCUUAUAAAAUGCAAAUUACUGAGGUCUUUGAAUGCCCUAACAAGACUGUAACAAGACAAAGUUCUUCGCAAAGAAAAAGUCGUCGUCCGUCUGGGAAGCUGCACUGCUAAACUUCGUUUUCCCCGCCGAAAACGAAACCCUUGGCCCAGUCUGCCUCGGUUGGGAAGCGUCGUCGUCGUCCGUUUAGUUGUCGAUGCUUAAGGUCCCUAAUGACUGCGUUAACGACGACUUAAACAAGGUGUAUAUAUGGCUAUCGGCUAACAAACUGACCCUUAACUUGACUAAAACUGAGUUUAUGUUAGUUGGGUCGAGGCAGAAGCUAUCAAAGCUUUCUGAAUCUCCUUCUUUUAUGAUAAACGACCAUCCCAUGAUGCAAGUGUCAACGGCAAAAUCUCUUGGAGUGCAUAUUGACCAAAACUUAAGCUGGGAAUGCCACAUACCGAGUAUUUGUAAAAAGAUUGCUUCUGCUUUGGGUGCAAUUAAAAGAAUACGACAUCUUAUUCCUUUUAAUGUAUUAAUUAAUGUUUACGACAGUUUAAUUCAACCGCAUUUUGAUUACUGUAAUGUCGUAUGGAGCAACCGCGGCAUUGGUCUUUCCGAUAAGCUGCAGAGGCUCCAAAAUGGUGCAGCCCGUAUUCUAAUGUCCGCUAAUUCUGAUUGUAAUGCGGACGAUUUGUACCUGGCACUGGGUUGGCGUAAGCUUAAACACCAAAGACAAGUAUCGACGACUAUUAUGAUGUAUAAAACCGUACAUGGGAUGACUCCCGACUAUCUAACAUCUAAAUUUGUAUCUCUUGACGAAAUAACUUCUUAUCGAUUGAGGAAUACUGAAAAUAAAUUAGUCCACUGCCCGUACCAAUUAUUUAAAGAAAAGUUUUUCCUAUAG
Porites lobata is the source of this 3023-nucleotide messenger RNA. Lineage: Eukaryota; Metazoa; Cnidaria; Anthozoa; Scleractinia; Poritidae. The record is from the annotation of a GenBank genome assembly.